This is a messenger RNA of Pyrus x bretschneideri (Chinese white pear), 913 nucleotides long. RefSeq lists its product as uncharacterized. Gene Ontology annotation, biological process: DNA repair; regulation of cyclin-dependent protein serine/threonine kinase activity; regulation of transcription by RNA polymerase II. Gene Ontology annotation, cellular component: transcription factor TFIIH holo complex. The record is from RefSeq and is a predicted model, not a curated record. The transcript is spliced from 6 exons. NCBI's taxonomy places the organism in Eukaryota, Viridiplantae, Streptophyta, Magnoliopsida, Rosales, Rosaceae. Bases 227 to 808 code for a protein of 193 amino acids.
AGUUUCUCGUUUUUUCACAAUCUUCCCUUCCCUUCUCGCCACCACGGCCACCACCGAACCAACCUCCCCCUCCAAGGCUGCACCCACUCGUCGCACCCCGCAGACUGGUUUCUGUCACCAGAUGGUUCGUCUGACUUGAGUUUCAUCUCCCUCUCUCCUCAUCUCAAUCGCCCACUCUCCAUCUCCCAGGAGCAAAAGGUGAAAAGAAGGCUGAAGGGGCAAUAAAAUGGUGGUUACCAAUUCUAAUUCCCAGAACAGGGAGAUUGUGGUCAGGAAGAGGAUUGCAAGCAUAUUCAAUAAACGAGAAGAGGAUUUUCCUUCCUUGAGAGAAUACAAUGAUUACUUGGAGGAAGUGGAGGACAUGACAUUUGACUUGAUCGAAGGAAUAGAUGUUCCUGCUAUUGAAUCGAAAAUUGCCAAGUACCAGGAAGAAAAUGCCGAACAAAUAAUGAUUAACAGAGCUCGUAAGGCUGAAGAGCUUGCUGCAGCUCUCGCAGCAAGCAAGGGACAUCCUGUACAAAAUGAAACUGAUGCGGGUCUGAGCCAAGGCUCACAAGCAGGAUUUGGUGCUGGUACACAGGGCCAGUAUGCUCCUACAGUUUCAGGGCAACCACGUCCAACCGGCGGCAUGGGUCCACAACCACUACCACUUGGAGGAGGGGGGCAUGAUCUGCACGGAUACGCUGUUGACGAUGAAGAAAUGGUGAAGCUGCGAGCAGAGAGGGGUGGUCGGGCAGGAGGGUGGAGUGGAGAGAUAAGCAGGAAGAGGGCACUUGAAGAAGCCUUUGGUAGCAUUUGGAUUUGUUAGGAUCAUAAUUUUUCUUCCAAGUCUGUAAUUGUAAGAGCAGAAACAUGCCCAGAAUUAUGUACGAGUGCAAGUUAUUUAUUAGAAAUAUGCCUUCUUUUUCUGCAA